Molecule: messenger RNA, 863 nt
Organism: Tarenaya hassleriana
Lineage: Eukaryota; Viridiplantae; Streptophyta; Magnoliopsida; Brassicales; Cleomaceae
Product: bidirectional sugar transporter SWEET12-like
Exons: 6
Coding region: 1-849 (282 amino acids)
Biological process (GO): carbohydrate transport
Cellular component (GO): membrane
Molecular function (GO): sugar transmembrane transporter activity
Source: RefSeq, a predicted model, not a curated record
AUGGCUAUCUUCAACACUCACAACGCAUGGGCCUUUGCUUUCGGUUUAAUCGGCAACAUCAUCUCCUUCUGCGUGUUCCUCUCUCCGGUGCCGACCUUCUAUAGGAUAUGGAAGAAGAAGACGACAGAAGGGUUUCAUUCACUUCCAUAUGUGGUGGCCCUCUUCAGUGCCAUGCUGUGGCUUUACUACGCUACUCAGAGGAGUGACGUUCUCCUUCUCGUCACCAUUAACUCUUUCGGCUGCUUCAUCGAGACCCUUUAUAUCUCCCUCUUCCUCGCCUUUGCCGACAAGAGUGCUCGGAUGUUUACAUUGAAGUUGGCCCUGCUUAUGAACUUUGGAGGAUUCUGUAUGAUUCUCCUCCUCUGCCAAUUCUUGGCAAAAGGAUCGACCCGUGCAAAGAUCAUCGGGGGAAUCUGUGUCGGAUUCUCCGUCAGCGUUUUCGCUGCCCCUCUCAGUAUAAUCAGGGUGGUGAUAAAGACGAAAAGCGUGGAGUUCAUGCCCUUCAGCUUAUCAUUGUCCCUUACACUCAGUGCUGUCGUCUGGCUUCUCUAUGGCCUUUCUCUAAAGGACUUCUACGUUGCCUUCCCGAAUGUGAUUGGCUUUCUUCUCGGUGCAAUCCAAAUGAUUCUGUACGUGGUUUACAAAUACUGCAAAACGACGCCGGAUUUCACGGAGAAAGAACUGGAGGCGGCAAAAUUGCCUGAGGUGAGCAUUGACAUGGCAUUUCCUGAGUCUCCGAUCACAGCCGUCCGUUCGGAAAGCACGUGUACCUGCAACAAUCGAACGGCUGAGGACGACGAUGGUCCUAACACUGAAAACGGCAGGCAGUGCUCCGCCGCCGCCAAAUGAGAAUGUUUGAGACG